Molecule: messenger RNA, 765 nt
Organism: Fimicolochytrium jonesii
Lineage: Eukaryota; Fungi; Chytridiomycota; Chytridiomycetes; Spizellomycetales; Powellomycetaceae
Exons: 2
Coding region: 1-765 (254 amino acids)
Biological process (GO): regulation of transcription by RNA polymerase II
Cellular component (GO): mediator complex
Molecular function (GO): transcription coregulator activity
Source: RefSeq, a predicted model, not a curated record
AUGGCAAGGCCCGCGGACGACGAACAGCCGAAGCCGCAACAGCCGGAAGCGCUUGCGGCCGCGCUAAGUAAGGCUGCAGAGGCUAGACGGGAAAAUGAGCAGUUGAUGCAGGUGCUGAUCAACAUCGACAAGGAAAUCGUCACCCUGCUCCGAACGGCUGCACAAACUAUUGCGCGCUUGGCCUCCGGUCCUUCCACGGCGGACGACUCAUCGCCGCCAUCGCCACCAGGAUCGGCAAUACCCUCUGCACCACCGUCCCCUGACUCACCGUCUACACCAACGUCGCCGGAACGAUCAGCACCAGUCCCAUUUGCUCAGAAGCACUUUGACUACGUCUCCACUGUCAACAAAAUUCAGCACGCGCUGCGCACGAUCAUACGCAUUCUGGCUCAAAACGGUGUUCUUGCUGCGGCCGCCGCCACCUCGAGCACGGCUGAUACGACGACGACAUUGAAAGCGAAUGUAGUGCCGCAUGGCGGCGUGCCGUACAAUGUAUCUCUGGCGGGUGAAGAAAAGGAUCUUGAGCUAGCUGCGAACAGGGUCGAGCUGCUGUUGCAAGUUGUAAGGAGUGCGGGGGUGGAGUUGGACAGGUUGGGCAUACGAAGACGCAGGGAAGAGGGAAUGGAGGAGAAUGUGGUGGUGGACAUGGACGAAAGUGGGAGUGACAUGCCGAUGGAGACGUCAGAUUGCAUCAGAGCUUACUCGGUGAACUCAGACGCGGCUCUACCCUCGAAUCUUGGAUGGGGCCCAUUAGGCAAAAGCUGA